Aspergillus homomorphus CBS 101889 is the source of this 1797-nucleotide messenger RNA. Its product is annotated as neutral amino acid permease. Lineage: Eukaryota; Fungi; Ascomycota; Eurotiomycetes; Eurotiales; Aspergillaceae. Gene Ontology annotation, molecular function: amino acid transmembrane transporter activity. Gene Ontology annotation, biological process: amino acid transmembrane transport. The transcript has 6 exons. The record is from RefSeq and is a predicted model, not a curated record. Bases 146 to 1516 code for a protein of 456 amino acids. Gene Ontology annotation, cellular component: vacuolar membrane.
CCUGAUCCUCUUCUCCGUCACCCAUCGCUGUUGCCUCUCUUUCUCUCUCUCUCUCUCUCUCUCUCUCUCUCUCUCUCUCUCUCUCUGCCACUCAUCCUCCUCACCACCUCUCUCUCUACCCACCGACUCACCCAUCCUAUACACAAUGCAGACUGUCCAGGGUUCCCCUCCGCCCUACGCGACCGAUCACAUCGACGAGAAGAAGGAUGCCUCUGCCGAUCUCGAGGUCAACUACAAGCCCGGUUUCGAGGAGGCCGAUGCCUUCGGUAACGAAGAAUUGGCGGAAAUCAAGUACAAGACGCUGAAGUGGUGGCAAUGUGGCUUGCUCAUGAUCUGCGAGUCCGUGUCCUUGGGUGUGCUCUCUCUGCCCGCAGCCGUGGCCGCUCUGGGUCUCGUCCCUGCCAUCAUUCUCAUUAUCGGUCUUGGUAUCCUCGCCACGUACACCGGCUACAACAUCGGUCUCUUCCGCGAGCGCUAUCCUCACAUCCAGAACCUGGCGGAUGCCGGCGAAAUCCUCAUGGGCCCCUUUGGCCGCGAGCUGUUCGGCCUGGGCCAGUUCCUCUUCUGCAUCUUCGUCAUGGGCAGCCACAUCUUGACCUUCCGCGUGAUGAUGAAUACCAUCACUGAACACGCCACCUGCUCGAUUGUCUUCAGUGUGGUCGGCAUGAUCAUCUCCAUGCUUCUGUCGAUUCCGCGUACCAUGAAGGGCAUGACCUGGAUCUCUUUCGCCUCCUUCCUGAGUAUCUUCAGCGCCGUCAUGAUUACCAUGAUCGGAGUCGGCGUCCAGGACCACCCCGGUCGCAUCAUCGAAGCCACCGUUGACACCUCGCUUUACCGGGCCUUCAGCGCGGUCUCCAACAUUGUCUUCGCGUACUGCGCCCACGUUGCCUUCUUCGGCCUGAUCGCCGAGAUGGAGAAGCCGAAGGACUUCAAGAAGUCCCUGUUCAUGCUUCAGGGCUUCGAGAUCAGCUUGUACACCACGGCGGCCAUUGUGGUCUACUACUACGUCGGCAAGGAUGUGCAGUCUCCUGCCUUGAGCUCUGCCGGUCCUCUCCUCAAGAAGAUCGCCUAUGGCAUUGCCAUUCCUACUAUUGUUGGAGCCGGUGUUGUGAACGGCCACAUCGGUCUGAAGUACAUUUACUUCCGCACCUGCCACAAGUCCGACCUCAUCCACAGCCGCGGCUGGCGCUCGGUUUCCAUCUGGAUUGGUCUUGGUCUGGUCUGCUGGAUUGUCGCCUGGAUCAUUGCGGAGGCCAUCCCUGUCUUCAGCGACCUGAACGGCCUGAUCAGCGCCCUCUUCGCGAGUUGGUUCAGUUACGGUCUCAGCGGCAUCUACUGGCUCCACCUCAACUGGGGCCAGUGGCUCUCCAGCCCCAAGAAGAUCGCCCUCACGAUCCUCAACAUGAGCAUUGCCCUGUUUGGUCUGAUCCUGUGUGUCCUGGGUCUCUACGCCUCGGGCACCGCCAUCCACGAUGACGCGAACAGCAACAGUUUCACCUGCGCCAACACCGACUAAGUCCGGGACUCUUGCUUUCUGUUUACGACACGACACGACCUCUCGUUGACGAUGCGAUGCAUACCCAAUGACGACGGACCCCGUUGAUUGCAUUUUCUCCUCACAUAAUUAUAAUGUUUUUCUCACCGCGACGCAUCAUGCCCUUGGCCCAGCAGCCGGCCUUUCGGCUGGGCGAGGGCUCUCAAUCUAGCCAGCGUUAUUUGUUUGCAUGGCCGCGGGUGCAUCAUGAUAUCAUCAUUCGAUAAUGGCAUAAAGGGCGUUAGGGGGUGGAUUCAAUGACA